CCAAGUUUCCAACACUCAAGCAGAAUCACUUCUUUCAUCAUCCUCGAACGUCCCUUGCUUUUACAAAAUGUCUCAGAGAAUCUCAUGCCAAAUGUGUGGAGGACGCGGCUGCAGACUCUGUCAAAAGAGCACGUCCAACUACCUACCAAGCAAUUUGGAUAAGUCACAUCCUCAUUCGAAGACAGGACAAAGAAGCUCCAGCAAGCAAAGCUCCUCUCGCCCAUCUUCAAGCAGGACUUUCGGAUCUACUUCUGACAGACGGACCGCGCAUACAGCCUCAUCCGGACAAUCGCAAGAGAAAUGGGAGGCUGCAGCUGCGUCAGGUGCUAGCCAAAAAUCGUCCUUUACCACAGCAUACGACAUCAAGAUGGCAUCUCGUCAAAUACAUAUGAACAAGCUCAAGGGCAAGGAACGGGAAGAGCAAGAGCAAUGGGCUCAAUCCAAACUUCAGAGUGGAGACCUGGCACCGUGUCCGGCCGGAUUCCGAUGGCUCAGAAGUGCCAGUGAUGAAGGUUACCGCUGUGCGGCCCGUAACCAUUUCAUACCUGACGAGCUUCUGGCCGAAGGUAAAGGACGGUGUUACAUGCGUAUACUGACAACUCCGUUCCUCAAGCCACCUACAUUUCCAGGAGCAGAGAAAAGACAAUUUGACGGGGAAUGGUGGAUUGGUCCACAUUUGUUUCCUCGAAUUACCUACCAUCCGUUGCCCAGAACCUUGGGAAACAUGCCACUGAACAACCCUUUCAUGAAUCAAACCCGCUAG
Molecule: messenger RNA, 763 nt
Organism: Mollisia scopiformis
Lineage: Eukaryota; Fungi; Ascomycota; Leotiomycetes; Helotiales; Mollisiaceae
Exons: 1
Coding region: 68-763 (231 amino acids)
Source: RefSeq, a predicted model, not a curated record